AUGAAAAAAAGAAGUAAGCAGAACAGUUUCGACAACAGACAAUGGCAAAAUCAUUGGCUGAACUCUAAUUAAGUAGCAUAUCCUCAAAUAAAUUAAGAUGAAAAACUCAAGGCUUAGCUUCAAGCAAGUAAAACAGAUGGUAAAGCUGAUCCAAAAAAUGAUAAAAAUAAAUCACCUUAGAAAGGCAAUAAAGAUUAAAAGGAAAAAAAUCCAAAAGAUCAAAAUUAAGGAAAAAAUGAUAAGAAGGAUACUAAAGCAUAAGAUAAAACAGAUCCUAAGCAAAAGAAGAAAUGA
Messenger RNA from Paramecium tetraurelia, 294 nucleotides. RefSeq lists its product as uncharacterized. The transcript has 2 exons. Lineage: Eukaryota; Ciliophora; Oligohymenophorea; Peniculida; Parameciidae. The record is from RefSeq and is a predicted model, not a curated record.